This is a messenger RNA of Lodderomyces margitis, 672 nucleotides long. RefSeq names its product Tim21p (gene TIM21). Gene Ontology annotation, cellular component: TIM23 mitochondrial import inner membrane translocase complex. NCBI's taxonomy places the organism in Eukaryota, Fungi, Ascomycota, Pichiomycetes, Serinales, Debaryomycetaceae. The record is from RefSeq and is a predicted model, not a curated record. Bases 1 to 672 code for a protein of 223 amino acids. Gene Ontology annotation, biological process: protein import into mitochondrial matrix. The transcript is spliced from 2 exons.
AUGAACAUAUUAAGAUCAAAUCCACUACUUUUAAGACCGCUUAGACUUGGCAAGCUUCCAGUCACUCAAUUCAUAUUGCCAGCGAAUAUAAUCGCGAGAUCAUACAUCACUUCUUCACCAUCUCCGCAACCAUUAUUAUUGCAGAAAUUACCCAACUUCAAAUCAUCAAUACUCCAGUACUCAACAAAGACUGCACCACCACCACCACCUGCCCAUGACAAAGAUUUCAAAGGGAAAAGAAUUCUCAACAGGAUCACUCGCGCAUUUACAUUUUCAUUAUCCUCGGUUAUUGUUUUGGGAGCAGCAGCAGUCGCUCUCUUGGUGAUUUAUCUUAUACUUUCAGAACUACUUUUACCAUCUGGGGAUACGCGUACAUUCAACAAAGCUGUUAAACUCAUUGAGCAAAAUGAACAAGCACAAAAGACAUUGGGUUUUCCGGCAGGAGAAAGAUUGAAAGCUUAUGGAAUGGUUGCUGCCGAUAAAUGGGUGCGUAAUAGACCUGUCCAAAGCUCAAAGACUAGAGGUAAAGAUGGUAAGGAUCACUUGGUGAUGAAGUUCCAAGUUGAGACAAGCACUGGUAGAAUAGGUGUGGCCAUAGAAGAAUAUACAUUGUUGAACCCGAAAGAGCAGAAAUUGCGAGACUUGGUAAAGGAUCAGGGUUUUUGGGAUUAA